AUGGAGGCAGAGUUGGUGGAGGUGUUUCAAUUGGCGAGCAAAGCUGCAGACAUGGCGGCUGUGAAUGGGAACGGUGGAGGGGACGAUGACGAAGGGCGAUGCAUCGAUGCCUUGCAGCGCCUCAAGUCUUUCCCUGUCACGACUCAAGUCCUUGUCUCCACUCAGGUUGGGAAAGGUCUUAGACGCCUUACAAAACAUCCUAGGAAGAAGAUACAAGCUUUUGCAUACGACUUGAUUCAGCUGUGGAAACAAAUUGUUGUGGAAGAAUCAAAGGGAUGCAAGAAGAAUGGUAGUGUGGACCAUAAUGAGUGUGCAAAAGCCAGGGAGGGUAAGGUUAAAAAACCCUCCGCUUUCCAGUCUGAAUCGAAGAAAAGGAAAACCGAGCCAAAUGGUACUCCUGGUUCUGAGAAGUUGUCAAGGUCGGAUGUUGGUGUUUCUGAAGAGAAGCCAAAUGGUCACGCGAACAAGUUGUCUCCCAGUUCUGCUCAGCUGCUGUCUGCUUCGGUGACCAAAUGCAACAACCCGAUGAGGGACAGGGUACGGGAACUUCUCUUCGAGGCUUUGUCCAGAGUUUCUGCUGAAGCCAGCGAAGACAUUAUUGAUGAAGUGAAUGCAUGUGACCCAUCUAGCAUCGCUGUUUCAGUUGAGUCAACCAUGUUCCAAAAUUGGGGUCGAAUGAACGGCACCCACAAGAUGAAGUACAGGUCCCUAAUGUUCAACAUUAAGGAUCCCAAGAACCCGGAUUUCAGGAAAAAAGUUCUUCUCGGGCAUGUCAAGCCGGAGAGGCUCCUAAAGAUGACCACGGAAGAAAUGGCUAGCGAUGAGAGGCAACUUCAAAAUCAACAGAUAAAGGAGAAAGCUUUGUCCAAGUGUGAGCUUGGAGCUGCACCAAAAGCCACAACCGAUCAAUUCAAGUGCGGCCGAUGCGGCGAGAGAAAAUGCACUUACUACCAGAUGCAGACAAGGAGCGCCGAUGAACCAAUGACGACAUAUGUCACUUGUGUUAACUGCAAUAACUAUUGGAAGUUCUGUUAAGAUCACUUGCUUAGGAGC
Molecule: messenger RNA, 1053 nt
Organism: Syzygium oleosum
Lineage: Eukaryota; Viridiplantae; Streptophyta; Magnoliopsida; Myrtales; Myrtaceae
Product: transcription elongation factor TFIIS-like
Exons: 2
Coding region: 1-1035 (344 amino acids)
Biological process (GO): DNA-templated transcription; transcription elongation by RNA polymerase II
Cellular component (GO): nucleus
Molecular function (GO): zinc ion binding; nucleic acid binding
Source: RefSeq, a predicted model, not a curated record